Penaeus monodon (black tiger shrimp) is the source of this 497-nucleotide messenger RNA. RefSeq lists its product as uncharacterized. The record is from RefSeq and is a predicted model, not a curated record. The transcript has a single exon. The annotation marks the transcript as partial. NCBI's taxonomy places the organism in Eukaryota, Metazoa, Arthropoda, Malacostraca, Decapoda, Penaeidae.
UCGCUGCAACAGAUUGCUGUGGCACAGAAGAUGGACUCAGCUGGUUGCGUGGCUAAGCUCUUGUGCGAAAUCGAGUCCAUGUCCGCUGAACAGCUCACGCCAGCCAUGUCCACCUUCAAGACCGCCUUCGACAACAACCAAAACCUCAAGGGCUCCCGAGGCGUCUACGAUCUGGCCAUCACCUUCGGAUCCAAGUUCGCCAAGAAAGACGCCAAGGCCUGCAGCGCCCUCUUCGACAAGUGCGUUCUCUCCAGAGAGGAUCUCUCCUUCAUGCUGGAUUCCACCUUUUCAUGCUAGUCAUGAGCUUCACCUUAGACUAAGCACAUCACAACCACACCAUCAUUCGCACACGCAGGCAGACUGAGUGGAUCGGAGUCAUCACUGUGACCGAAGGUAGCUUUCAGUCCCUCACUGACUGGACCUUCGAGUUACAGUGAAUAGCUGCAGUGUUCAUAAUGCUAAUCAUCAAAUGAAAUAAAUCAUAUUUCUCAGAAAAA